AUGUCCGAAUGGGAAGGUUUCCGUACCGCGCCUUACCUCUGGCUCUGUUGUUGUAGCAUGUUUUCUCUCGGCAGCUUCGCAAGGUGCUUCCUUGUUUGCUUUGGAGAUGUGUUAAACCAAAGGCAGCAAUUGUGUCAGUAGCUUUUGGUGCCAGAGAAUACCAAGACUUUCUGAAAAUAUUGCUUCUAGUUUAGGAUGCCUCUAGCAUCCUAGUCCUGUAAUAAUUUCAGCAAUAGAGAAGAGAGAAGAACAUAUUCUGCAUAAGGUAGGACUUUUUCUAGUACUUUGGCUUUUCUUUUUCCUUUAGGAAAAAAAUAAUCACUGAUAAAUGUUAAGGGGAUUUAUAAUUUUUCCACUUUACCUUCUACCCAACCUGAGCAGGACCAAGUUGUGUUUCAGAGAUCAGUAAGAAAAUCUCAUUGAAAAAAAGGACUGAACCUCUAAAGCACCAUUUCUGCAGCUGUUGGGGUGAGCAGUGCCUUGGCCAUCAUUUCACUGAACGCACUCAAAAGACCUGUGCAUCAUUUUGAGUGGGCAGAGCUGCUCCUGGUUGUCUUCCUUAUCUAGGGGCAGGUCGUUGGACCAAACACCACACAGAGACAGGUAGGGAUACCGAGGGAUGAGGGAGGUCAUGAGAUGCAGCACUUUGCACACUCCAGCUCAUGGCCAUUUCCCCAGAGCCUACCAACAGACCAAUCUCACUGAUCUCUGACAGCUUUUGCAGGACACUGGUUUCAAUUUGUUUCUUGUUUUUUGAUGAGGCCUCCAUAGUGCUGUUUCCUUCUGCCCAUGCCACUGUCCCUGCAACAGCUAGUCCUUUGAGCUGCCAUAGUGUCUGAAAGGGUAGUCAGAUAUUUAACAUGAAAUUCAGGAUCAGGAGACAGGGCCUUCUCUCUUCCACGCCAGUGACACUAAACCAGAAAAUCCUACAGCUGUAUGCUUUUAGCAAAUGUCAUGGGAUGCCACCACGCCCUGCUACUCAGCAGCAUCUGGACUCCUAACUGAAUAGAAAGGCUGGAGGGCACUGGUGCAGGAGGCAGUGGGCAGGUCUGGGAGAGGGUGCCAGCUCCUGUCCCUCGGCCUUGGCACCUCAGCUCUCCUCUGUCUGUGACACAGGAGUAUCCACUGCAGAGGCUUCUCUGGGACAGCGGGAUAGGGUUGCACUGCUGCCCAUUAGCAUAUUAGGCUGUUACCACUCUGAUGCUGCCUGUGAUAAGUGUCCCCAAAGAACCUAUAAAUAAGUAACUAAGCAGCCUGUCUUAUGCAUCUUAAUUAUUUGUAGGCCAAGAGGACAGGAAACUUUUGAAGGUGGUCUUGCCUCCUCUACAGGUCCAAGCAGUCUGUCCCCCAGACACUGAAAACCAUCAGCAGCAUAAACCAGCUUCCAUAACCAGCAGCACACUGAGGCACAUCACAGUCAUUAAAAAGAGUGGAAACCAGUGUCUCCAGGGGAAGAGAGGGGUGAGGCAGAUAAAGCACAUCCUCCAUUUUGCAGGAUCAGGGAGGAGCCCAAGUAUCUGCCUUGUCAUAUGGCAUAACUCACAGUGCUAUGGGAAGUGAAUUCUGCUGGCAUGGGGUUCCCCCGUGCAUGGGGACUACCUGGCUGGAUACUUCCAAUGGGAUUAGAAUUGACUGUCUGUAGUUGAUACAGAGGUGACUAUAUUUCAUUGAUAGCUGACAUAGUUUAAGAGCAGCAGGAUGCAACUUGGGAAAAGACAGUAAGGAAAAAUUAGGGAUCAUGAUUUAGCCUUUUGAGAAUGGUGGUCAUGCUCCCAAACAUGAGAAGUCUCUUACUUAGGCUUCCUUCCUUGAGGGAAAAACCAUGGUGUUUCCCAAACCCUAGGUUAAAGCAGACUCACCACUACCUCAGUUUUCUAUGGUGGUCUCAGAAUUCAGUGUCAUUGUACCACUGCCCUGGCACAGAAUGCAUUUCAGAUUUACAUGGUCACAAUGGUCAUUUGCAGGUGACGUCUUCUUGGAAGAACUGCAGAUGCCCUAAAUAGGUGCCAUAGCUGUUUGUUCAUUUUCUGCUGCUGCCUGGUGAAUAUGGAUCAAACACUCAACCCAUGCAACAGGUCUUGCACCAAAAGCGCACACUUCUGUGGAGACAAUAAGAUGCUUAUAAACCCUCUGGUGCUGAAGAAGAAGCUCAAUAGGAUGGCAACAGAGCAAGGAGCCUUUGCUGUUCUCAGCAGCCUGCUGCAAUACGUCACUGAGCUCUCAGCCGGCGAUCCGCAGAUCAGCAACAAGAGGACAAAAUGGGCAGAAGGUAAAGAAAACCAGGUGAGCUCUAACCAGCCAUGUCCAGAUCCAGUCAGGGUUCAGUAUCCAACCAGAUUUCAGCUCUUGCGGUCCAGGUUUCUAAACACCAAUCGCGAGCCAUACACCAAGAAGAGAAGAGAAGUCGGCAAACUGGUCAUUAAAGAGAAGAUGUGGGUGAGCAGGGCUGGCAACAAGCUGGACAGAAGCAGAGACAGGAAGGGAGAUGGAAAAGCAGUGGAUGAGGAUGCAGACACAGCACCCAGCGAUAGGGCAAGGUGGACUAGUGUGACUGGGAAAAACACAGUGAAGAACAUCCUGAAGAAAUUUUUAGCUGCUGAAGAAAAAGAAGCCAAAGGGGAGUCUCCCAGCUGGAAAAAGAAGGGAGCAAACAGCAGUUUGCCAAAAAUAGUCAACAAGAAUUCAGUCUUGUCCAAACUGAAGGAGAAGUUUGAACAAAGCACUCUCUGCUCAGCUGCAGAAGUGAAAGCAUCGCUCUUGCGCAAAGGUGAGAGAAAGACAAAAACCUUCCCCAGCAGAAAAGCUAUUCAUAAGCCUGAGGUCAGAGUGCUGCGCAUGGCAGCAAUGACAGCCACAGGUAUAAAGAGUCCAGAGUCCCAAAAUUUAGUGUGCUCCAUGGUUCCAGUGCCCAGAUUCAGCAUGGCUACCAAAAUUAACCAUCCUUGGAGCUGGUCGAAAAAUAAUGCCACAAAGCAGCCUUUUGGUCAUGGCACACUGCUGAGGGAAAAGGAGGGAUCCAACAGAGACCACAGAGAGAACAAAACCCUGGGAAAUGCAGCACAGGUCAGGGAGGACAAAGAAGAGUUACUAGUGGCACCAGAGGCCAUGUCAAAUGCAAAGGACUGUGCUGAGGGUAAAACAGAUUCCACAAAACAGGAAUCCAACUUUAACCCUGUUCUAAAUAACUCUUCAACUACUCAUGAAAACAAAGCUCUUGCAGACUGCAUCCCUCCCUCACCUGAAUGUGACAGGACUAACAUGCCAGCUGGGCCUGACACAUCUUCACUAUUGGGAAUUACCAAUGCUCUGCAACAUGUGAAGGAAGACAGCCCACCUUCUGACUCACCUGACUCUGGCACAGCUGAAGGAUCCCAUGAACAAAGUCCUCAGGAUACUACACCAGGAGAGAUUCCUGAAAUAUCUCUCUAUGUAUAUGGUUCAGAUGAAGAUGACACAGAGCUCACAGAGCCAGAAAAAGAUCCUUUCUUUGCAGGCCAAAAAUGUGUUCCAGAGCAGAAAGCACUGGAAAACAUGCUGCCAUUUUACUCUCCAAAAUUUUCAGCAUCUUGUGAAGUUGAGCCCUCAAUGGAUGAUCAACAGCUAACGGUCCUAAUACCAGCUUCUGGCACAAAGCCACCAAUAGAGGCACUGGAUUUAAGAGGCAAAUGUUUUAAGGAAGCCAAAAAAGAAGAAACAUUUCACAGUGAAGACAAAAUGUCUUCUACUUCCAGCAAAAAUGAUAGUGAGGUCCCAAAUAUAGAGGAGGAGGAAAAUAAUUCACCCAACAGCCAAAUGCAAAAUGAAUUAAAAACCAUGCAGCCUCAGGCUCCUCAAAUGAAUUUUAGCUCACAAAAUAAUUUUAAUGUUUCCAGUGGGGACAUGCAAGUUCCAGACACAAAUCAGAACAAACCUACACUCUCCUCAAAUGAGAGCCUGGAGCCAAAGCCUGGUGCUGCAGCAGAAGAGGACACCUCUUCUCCUUUGGAAAAGACACAAAGCCCUUUGCCAGGUGAUCUUGUUAAGCACAGUUCCUUUAUUUCAGAAGAAGAUUUUGGGAAGGACAAAUUAUCUUCAUCAAAUGAAGGGAUGAAUUAUGCAAACAAUCAAGCCCUGCAAAGGAGUUCCUUAACUGACCUGGAGACCUGCCACAAGCCAUCUGAAUCCUUCAUUGAGCAUGAAGAGGACACUGCAGAUGAGAUGCCCUGGCCUGACUCUGAGGCAUGGCAGUCACCCUUGGCAACCCCUUCACCAAUAUCGAUGAGUGGGAUUGCAGGACAAAGUAUCCAUAGCACUCUUAGAAAUCCUCCUGCACUUCCACCUCUUGAUCUGGUGGGACAGGGAGCUGGUGCUGCGGAAAACGAGCAUGACAGCUAUGGCUGUGAGAAGCAUCCACACCCCCCUUCAGCUGAGUUGACAAAGGGUGGGGAUGACACAAUGCAGGAGAAGAAAAUUGGGUGGGAUUUUAGGAACCAAGCACUCUUCCCAGAUGAUGCAACAGAAAAUGAAAACUCUACAGACAAAGAGACAAAUACAUGUCAGAGACUUGAAAACUGUCUUUCACAUUCAACCACAAAGCCAGGAAAAAAUGAAAAUAAAACCACACUAGCAGGAAAUCCCCUAUUACCCUUAGGGAAGAGCCAAACACCAAUAUUAGAUGAUACUAAAAAGCAAGAAUGUGGCAUGCUAGAAGAGAACCUGAUUCCUUCAUCAACUGAAUUGGUCUCAGACCAAAAGAAGGAUGCAAAAAGUAGAAAUAAAAUAUCUGAAUGCACAAGGGAUAAGCUCUUCUCCUCAGAUGAUGACAUGAAGAAUGAAAUUGAUAGCGUGGAGACAGAGGAGAAAGAAGAGAGAAAUGUCUUGCAUAAAUGGGAGCAGGAACAAGUAUUCACACCAAGUGAUACUGUGGACCAUGAUAAUAACUCUUCAAAUGAGAAUGAUGCUCACAGUCUUCAAACAUCCCAGUUACCUUCAUCAGAGCAUGAUACCAACAUUCAAGGCAUGAAAAAUACUGGAGAGAGUUUGGAGAAUCUAGUAUCUCCAAAAGAUUUUAUGAAACAUAAAGAGGAUGUGACAGGAGAUGAAAACAUCUAUUACAAUAAUAGGAAAAAACAUCUGGACCCAUCAGAUGAGCCAAUGAAACUUACAAAUGACAGUGAAGGGCUACAAAAUGUCAAGUCAGACUUCAACAAUUAUUCAAGGCCACCAAGACAUACAAGUCAGGACAAUAAGAUGGCCGAUGAGGACAAUACCUCUCUAGAGACACAGAAACAGAUGCCACCAGGUGGUCUUGUAAAGCCUGAAACUAAGCCAGACAAAAAAGAGACUAAACAUAUCUCUGAGAUGUUCCAGUCACCUUCUUCAAACAAAGUGCCAGAUUCUCAAGACAGAAGCUCUUCAGGAGAGAGGAAGCAAGAGACACCAGUGGCAGAAGACAUUGGAUCACCUGAAACAGAGGUUGUAAAAGAGGAUAUUGAGCAGCAGUUUUCUGGGAAGCCCCAGUUUUCUGGGAAGCACCAGUUACCUCCGCCAAGAAAAUCAGAAAUGCAUGAGGAAAAUAAUCCAGGACUCAAACAGGAAAUGAGAUUUGAAGAUUUUCUGACACCUGAUACAAAUACUGCAAAAGAGAAAGAGGAACUUCCAGGUUCCAGGAAGUGUUCAUCAGUACCACCAGAAACAUUGGUUAAGCCUCAAGAAAAAAUUACUGCAGAACAAAAGCAAAAAACAUCAGAAUCUUCAGGUUUUAGGAAGCCUGGUACUAAUUCUGUAAAAGAAAAGGAUGAAGAUCCAAAUACUGAGAAGCUGUCUUCUUCAAAUGAAGUACUGAAGCCUCAAGAAAAAAGUGCUUCAGGAGAGAGGAAGCAGAAGACACCAGCAGGAGAGGACAGCAGGUCACCUGAAGAAAAGGAUGUAAAAGAGAAAGAGAAAGAUAAAUACCAAGCUUCUGGUGACCAUCCGUUACCUCCUUCAAGUAAAUUAUUGAAGCCUGAGAAAAAUAUUCCAGGAGGAGAAAAACCAGAAGCUGUACCUGAAAGUUUUACAAAGCCUGAUGCAAAUGCUGUGAAAGAUAAAAGCAAAGAUCCAGCUUCUGGGAUGUGCCAGUCCCCACACUCAGAUUUGCCCGUGAAGUCUGAAGAGAAUAAUGCCACAGUCAAAAAGAAGCAUUUGCCACCACCACAUGAUGAAAAACCAACGUAUAAAAGUGGUAGUCCGGAAAAGAAGAGUGAACCUGAGAGAAGAGAGAAAUACCAGCUAGGCUCUUCAGCUCAGUCAGAGAGGCACAGCAAUGAUGGCUCAGGAGAGGAGGGCCCUCUGGGUGAUUUCAGAAGCUAUCAAGCUCCAUCACCAAGCAAUGGCAUAAACUGUAAAAGCAGUGCUGUCCCAAAAGAGACCAGUUUGUCUAAUACAGAGAAAUCCCCCAAAACAUUCUCAUCAUCACAAGCUGCAUCAAAAGAUGAAAUAAAUCCUGCUGGAAAGAGAGAAAAGCAGCCUGGAUUUAAGAAGUACAAAGCGCUCUCGUCAAAGACUUUGGUGAGGCAUGAGAGAGGUGCUGCUGAAAGGGAGGGGAGUGGGCAGGCAGCUGGCAAAACCAGUGAGAAAAAGGCAGAGCUGGAGGACUGCUCUAAAGCAACGCCAUUCUCAAAAUACACAGUGGAGAGCUACAGUGAAGGAUCCUUAGAUUCAGCUUUCAAACCAUUGAUCAUUAGAGUAACUGACACAUUUAAACAUCACAGCUAAAAAUUACGGCUACAGCUUAGGCAAGAACUUACAACAGAUCAUGCUACCGAUUCACUUGAUCUUUCUUUUCUCCUUUUUUCUCCAGGGCAUUAUAUUAUAAUUUUUUAAUCACAAGGACAUUGAUGUGCAUCUAUCAGAGCUAGGAUUUUUUUCUUUCUUAAACAUUAGCCUGAAGACAUGAAUUAAAUUAAUCACUGCAAGUGAAUUAGCUAAUCACUGAAUUAAUCAUCAGUUUAUAAAUUAAAUAUGAGAAGGGCUUUGA
Messenger RNA from Melospiza melodia melodia, 6997 nucleotides. RefSeq lists its product as uncharacterized. Bases 2047 to 6735 code for a protein of 1562 amino acids. The transcript is spliced from 2 exons. NCBI's taxonomy places the organism in Eukaryota, Metazoa, Chordata, Aves, Passeriformes, Passerellidae. The record is from RefSeq and is a predicted model, not a curated record.